CCGCACCAGUCCUCCGCCGCCCAUGGACUCUGCCUCCCGUCCCAAGCUUCGGACUGCUUACAAAAAAGGCCGCGUUAUCGCGCCGCUGCACACGGCCGGGCCCGUAGCAGUCACCCCGGAUGGAACGAGGCUGGUCACCUGCGUGGGCGAGGACGCUUUGCUGACGGAUGUUAAGGCUGGUGUGGAAAUAUGUCGCUUUGCCGGGGACACGGAAUCCAUCACGUCUCUAUGCGUUACGCCGUCCUCUUCGCAUCUUCUGCUAUUCACGUCUUCGCUGUCACUCCGAAUUUAUGAAAUUCCAUCAUCAUUCGGCCCACAGACCAAAGCCAUCAAGCCUAUCCGGGUGGUCGCCCGCGCUCACGAUGCGCCAGUACAUGUAUGCCGAUCAGAUCCCACGUCUACCUACCUCGCAUCUGGUUCGGCCGACGGUGUUGUGAAGGUAUGGGACAUUCUGCGCGGGUAUGUGACGCACCUAUUCAAAGGCCAUGGAGGUGUGGUCAGCGCGCUCGCGUUCAACUAUCCCUUCGACCCGUCCUCCGUGGUCCGGGAGCAAAAGAUGCAGCUUAUUACAGCAUCCGUGGACACCCGGAUCCGUAUCUUUGACCUCUCAGCGGCAGCGUCACGCGCGAGCGGAGGUUCAAAGCCCAAAGCAGUUCUAGAGGGUCAUGUGUCGGUUCCGCGUGGAUUGGACGUCUCUCCGGACGGGAAGUGGCUGGUCAGCGGAGGCCGAGACUCUGUGGUGCUCAUAUGGGACAUCUCGUCAAAGGCGUCUCCAGCUCCAGUGAAGAAGAGCAGCAAAGGCAAGGGCAAGGAGACUGAGUUCUCUCCGGUCCUUCACAAAACCAUCCCCGUGUUUGAGCGCGUUGAGGCGGUCGGCUUGCUGCACCCGGACGAGGACCUUGCGGGUGCGCCAUCUGGUCCUGAGAAGCUCCGAUUCUACACCGGAGGUGAGAAGGGCUUGGUCAGAGUGUGGGAUGCGCGCGAUGGCAGCGUGCUCUUUACACUAGGCCAGGAGCAUGAUGACCCCAGUCAGGAUCAGGAAGAACAGCGACAAAUCGUAGACGCCGUUUACGUUCCGUCUGCGUCAACAGUCGUCUCCGUACACGCGGACCAGAAUAUUCUCUUUCACUCACUUUCCACCCAAACGCUAAGCCGUCAACUAAUCGGGUUCAACGACGAGAUCAUCGACGUCACCUUCCUAUCCCCGCAACUUCCCGUACAGGCGUCCACUUCGUCACUAUCCGACACCCACGUAGCGCUCGCAACGAACUCCUCCCUGAUUCGAGUUUACUCAACGUCCUCGCUUGACGCCCGCCUCAUCUCUGGUCAUUCGGAAAUCGUGCUCUGUUUGGACAGCGGUGCCCAGGGUCGCGUGCUGGCGAGCGGCAGCAAGGACCGUUCAGCGCGGAUAUGGGCGCCUGUCCUCCAACGCGUAGACGAAGCGCCAGGGCAGACCGUUCCCGAGUGGCGCUGCGUAGCUGUAUGCGAAGGUCACGCAGAGAGCGUGGGCGCGAUUGCUAUGUCCCGUAAGGCGCUAUUGGGCGACACAAUCGCCUCAGCCUCUGCUUCUGGCUCCGCGAUGGGGGCCGGCGAUGACCUGCGCUUCAUGUUGACCGGCAGUCAGGACCGCACAAUCAAGAUGUGGGACCUGUCGUCCGUGCCGCUCACAGCUUCGGCAUCCGAGGAAAACGAGGAGACGCAUAUGGUCAAGUGCAAGAGCUUAACGACCCAUAAGGCGCACGACAAGGACAUCAACUCACUAGACGUGGCGCCCAACGACCGCCUGCUCGUCUCUGGCUCACAAGAUCGCACUGCGAAGGUGUGGGAAAUCGAAUACGUCACGUCUAGCACUGGCGUACGCGGGGAACUUCGUCUCUUGGGGACGUGCAAGGGCCACAAGCGUGGUGUCUGGUGCGUUCGGUUCGGCCGUGCAGAGCGGGUCCUCGCGACGGGCAGUGGAGACAAGACAGUCAAGUUGUGGAAUUUAGACGACUUCACAUGCGUCAAGACGUUCGAGGGCCACACGAAUUCUGUCUUGCGCGUCGAUUUCAUCAAUGCAGGAAUGCAAAUCGUCAGCAGUGCGAGUGACGGACUCGUCAAGCUGUGGAACGUGCGGGACGAGACUUGCGCGGCAACUAUGGACAACCACGAAGACAAGGUCUGGGCUCUUGCGGUCAGCAGCGAUGAGUCAACCAUCGUUUCGGGUGCGGCAGAUUCCGUCGUUACGUUCUGGCAAGACUGCACUGAGGAAGAGCAGCUCGAAAAGGAGACGCAACGAGCACAGCUCGUCGAGAAGGAGCAAGACUUAGCUAACUACCUCGCCCUCCACGAUUACCGCAACGCGAUCCUCCUCGCGCUCGGCAUGGCCCAGCCCGGCCGCCUCCAUUCUCUCUUUGCUGCGCUCCCGUCUGCCGAGGACGCGUCACCAUCCUCCAUCACCGGCCACGCCGCCGUCGACGAAGUUCUUCGCACGCUCCCAUUCACGGACCUCGCACGCCUCCUCCGCUACGUCCGUGACUGGAACGCGCACGCCAGGACAAGCGUCGUCGCGCAGCGCGUCCUGCACGCGAUCGUCAAGCUGCGUCCCGCCGACGACCUCUCCCGCGCCUUCGACGCGGAGGCAGCAUUCAACGCCGCCACUACUGUGCCUGCUCUCGACUCGGAGAGCACGGCUGCGGUCUCAAUUUCCGUCGAGGGCCGUGGGGCGACCGCGCUCAAGGAGCUCAUCGACGCGCUCAUCCCGUACACUGAACGCCAUCUCACGCGCAUGGAGAAGCUGUUGCAAGACAGCUACGUUGUUGAGCACCUCCUGUCGGAGAUGGACGACGGCAUGUUCGGCGAACUCGGCGACGACGAUGAGGACCUCGACAGCCACCCGAUGGACAUCGACAGAGCCAUUGCUGUGUCCGCUUGAGAUCCAAGUCGGAAGGUGUUUCCUGCGUCUUCAAUCUCGGGAAUCUACUCGAGGUCCUGGACUACUGCAUGUAAAAGUAAUGUACUCGCAUCUAUUUUCCGAUUCAC
Messenger RNA from Dichomitus squalens LYAD-421 SS1, 3021 nucleotides. Its product is annotated as WD40 repeat-like protein. Gene Ontology annotation, cellular component: nucleolus; 90S preribosome; small-subunit processome. Gene Ontology annotation, biological process: endonucleolytic cleavage in 5'-ETS of tricistronic rRNA transcript (SSU-rRNA, 5.8S rRNA, LSU-rRNA); endonucleolytic cleavage to generate mature 5'-end of SSU-rRNA from (SSU-rRNA, 5.8S rRNA, LSU-rRNA). The transcript has 6 exons. The coding region runs from base 23 to 2914 and encodes 963 amino acids. The record is from RefSeq and is a predicted model, not a curated record. Lineage: Eukaryota; Fungi; Basidiomycota; Agaricomycetes; Polyporales; Polyporaceae. Gene Ontology annotation, molecular function: U3 snoRNA binding; protein binding.